Molecule: messenger RNA, 1511 nt
Organism: Elgaria multicarinata webbii
Lineage: Eukaryota; Metazoa; Chordata; Lepidosauria; Squamata; Anguidae
Product: DGAT1/2-independent enzyme synthesizing storage lipids-like
Exons: 7
Coding region: 140-1069 (309 amino acids)
Molecular function (GO): acyltransferase activity
Source: RefSeq, a predicted model, not a curated record
UGAAAGAAUAAAACCCUUUACCCAACACUGAAUAAAAACUUUCAAGCUGGGAUGGCUCUUGCAAGUUCUUCAGCUUAAAGUGCAGUGAAAAAGAAGAGGAAUUAAAUUCAAACAUAUCCUGGACCACAACACAGAUACCAUGACUUCCUCAACAAACCUAACAUACAUAUAUGAAGAUUUGAUUGGCACCAUAUGCAUGGAGAGUUAUUUACUUUCAGGGAUCAUGUGUUUGCCAUUGGCGUUAUUAGCAGUUAAUUUCUGGAUGUUGUGCUUGGUCUACAUUUCUGCUUUUAUUGCUGUGUUCUUUGAUAAGAUGACUGUAUUAAAGGGAACUUACCCUGACAUGUGCCGUUUGACGUUGGGAUAUCUCUGGGACAUCUUUGGAAGAAUAUGGCAUGGUUAUGAACUACAUGGGAUCGAAAACCUACCGGAAGGACCAGGGCUGAUUAUUUAUUAUCAUGGAGGAAUUGCUUUAGAUUACAUAUUAUUUAUAUCAAGGCUCUAUCUCAUGAAGGAGAGGUUUUGUCACUCAGUGGUUGAUCGAGUUGUCCUUAAAUUCCCAGGCUGUCAAAAACUUUUCGAGAAAUUAUGUAUGGACAUUGGUACAAAGGAAACUUGUCUUUCAGUUCUCAAACAUAAUUUGUUGGGUAUUUCACCAGGAGGAACACGAGAAGCUCUGUUUAGUGAUGAAAAUUAUACGCUUAUCUGGGCUAAACGUAAAGGUUUUGCUCAGGUUGCCAUAGAUGCAAAAGUGCCCAUAAUCCCUGUGUUUACACAGAAUAAUCGUGAAGGAUACAGGACACUUGGAAAAUUAUCAGCAGUGCAAAAAUUGUAUGAAAAAUACCGAAUUCCAGCGUUUCCUAUAUAUGGUGGGUUUCCAGUCAAAUGGAACACAUACAUUGGAGAGCCCAUUCCAUAUGAUCCAAAUACAACUGCUGAAGAGCUGGCCAAAAAGACAAAGAAUGCCUUACAGACUUUAAUAGACAAACACCAAAAACAACCAGGCUGCAUCGGAAGAGCACUGCUGGAAAGAUUUUAUAACCACAGCAGGAAGGACAAAUUAACCUGAAUAUACUAUAUAAAUAUAGUCUGUUGCUUUCUUGUAAGGCUUAUUCUCAUUUCUGCUGUAGUGUUGUAACUCUGCUGCUUUGGAUAACUGGUUUAAAUUGUAACACUUUGAUGGCGAUGUAUCUUCUACUAUUUAUACCUGAGCUGAUUUGGAAUAGCUACUUUUAGGCAGGAUCUACACCACCGCUUUAAAAUGUUUUAUAACAGUAGUGACAACUGUUGGGCCCCAGCACACACUCCAUAUAGAGUUUUCAAGCUGUUUUCAAAGUGUCAUAUCCUGCUUGGUGUAGAUCUGGCCAUAGUCAAAGCUUUGUUAGCUAAAUGUGGAUAUUUUUGCAGUGAUUGUUCUUGUUUGUGAAAGGAAGACUUUUCACAACAUUAGCAAAAUUUUAGUUGCUCUCUUAACUUGCUAACGUAGCAUAUAAAUGGAUUUGUUCCUGUGA